Messenger RNA from Rosa rugosa (rugosa rose), 2045 nucleotides. RefSeq names its product protein trichome birefringence-like 10. Lineage: Eukaryota; Viridiplantae; Streptophyta; Magnoliopsida; Rosales; Rosaceae. The transcript has 4 exons. Gene Ontology annotation, cellular component: Golgi apparatus. Bases 226 to 1635 code for a protein of 469 amino acids. Gene Ontology annotation, molecular function: O-acetyltransferase activity. The record is from RefSeq and is a predicted model, not a curated record.
UUUUUAACCAGAAGCAUAUCAAAGUGUUUAAACCUCUCCAAGUUUGAUUUGGUAAGAAGAGACUAAAAAGGGAAAGCAUAUUUAACCUCCGCCAUGAAUGCUGCUUUGCUUCCUUCACACCCAUCCAACUCUCCUUUUUAAGCCCCCCUCAUUCAAUUACUGAUCUACCAAGCAAACCCCAAAACCCAAUACGGCAGUUUUUAUUUGACCCCAUAUUGGCUUUGAAUGAAUGCCACUACCCAAGUCCCAAAAUCUGAGCCUGAGUACUCAAUGUCUAAGGACCCAUCUGAGCCUGACCUUGAAGCCAUGCCAUUCACUGAAGCUUUCAAGAAGUUCAAGCGGUUGAAGCUGUUUGAGCCCUCUUUGGGGGUCCUGGGAUUCUUCUUUGUGUCUGUGUGUGUGAUUCUGUGCUUCUUUUACUUGGAUUACAGAGCUGUUGCUAAGGGGUUUCGGUUCUCCGGUCAGUCGGAGCGGUUCACGUGGUUGCAGAGCAAUGAGUCUAGCAAGGAUGUCAGGGUUGAGUUUCUUGCGGAGGAGGGAGGUGUUUGUGACGUGUUUGAUGGGGAUUGGGUGUGGGAUGAGUCGUACCCUUUGUAUCAGUCCAAUGGAUGCCCCUUUUUGGAUGAUGGCUUUAGGUGUAGUGAGAAUGGCCGUCCUGAUUUGUUUUACACAAAGUGGAGAUGGCAGCCCAGAAAUUGCAACUUGCCCAGAUUUGAUGCAAAGUUGAUGCUGGAAAAACUGCGGGACAAGCGAGUAGUGUUUGUUGGUGAUUCCAUUGGACGAAACCAGUGGGAAUCAUUCCUAUGCAUGCUGUCUUCGGCAGUUCCUAAUAAGGAUUCAAUCUAUGAAGUGAAUGGCAACCCAAUUACCAAGCACAAGGGGUUUUUGGUGUUCAAAUUUAAGGACUAUAACUGCACUGUGGAGUACUACAGAGCUCCAUUUCUUGUAGUGCAGAGCCGUCCUCCUUCAGGAGCUUCACAAAAGAUCAGAACAACUUUGAGAUUGGACCAAAUGGAUUGGAAUUCUGGAAAGUGGAGAGAUGCAGAUAUGCUGGUUUUCAACACAGGACACUGGUGGAAUUAUGAGAAGACAAUAAGAGGGGGUUGUUACUUCCAGGAAGGGGCAGAAGUAAAGAUGGAGAUGAGUGUAGAAGAUGCGUAUCACAGGUCCAUAGAGACUGUGGUGCGAUGGAUAGAUACUGCAGUAGAUCCAAACAGGACUCGGGUUUUCUUUCGAACAUAUGCUCCUGUGCAUUUCAGAGGUGGUGAUUGGAGGAAUGGUGGAGCCUGUCACCUGGAAACAUUGCCUGAGCUAGCCUCUUCAUUGGUGCCUACUGACUCUUGGAGUCAAUACAGGAUAGCCAAUGCUGUGCUAUCAGCUUUGUCAAAUACAUCAAAGGCAAUGAAGUUCAAUGUGUUAAAUGUAACGCAAUUGACUGCUCGGAGAAAAGAUGGACAUUCAUCUUUGUACUAUCUGGGUCCUAAACUUAGCCCUGCCUCUAUUCGCCGGCAAGAUUGCAGCCACUGGUGUCUGCCUGGAGUCCCAGAUACAUGGAAUGAACUACUCUAUGCACUGUUUUUAAAGCAUGAGAGGACUAGUACAGUGAAUGCAUCAACUUAUAGCGCGCCGGUAUGAAUUGGAACAACUCUUUGCUACAAUGAAACGCUUCUGCUUGCACAGCAAUGGUUCUUAGGGAAAAAAGAAUGAAAGAAACAGAUAAAGAUCAAUUUUGUCACGGUUUGGGUUCAGGUUUUUAAUGUUGAUAGAGAGAUCAAUAUUGGGGGUGCUUUGAUUCUUUUGUAGUACAAAAUCUCAGCUCUAGGCUGUAAAUGGGUUGCAGGGGUUUUUAGAAUAAACUUUUAAACUGUAGAGAAAUUUUACAUAGUGCCUUUCCUUUUCUUUUGGGGUUAAAUUAUUAACCACCAUUAUAAUUUCUUUUGGAAGAAAAAUGUAAUUAAAAUAGUUCUGUUUAUAUUUCAAUAUUUACCCCAUCAGUGGAGAACUAUGAGAUUCAUGAGUAAACAUUAAGGAAUUACAGUUGUUUC